GGGUAAUCCUUCAUUGCGCGUGCGCACAGCCAUCUUCUGACUGGGUGAACAAAACUGGACACACUCGUAGACGACGCAGUCUGUCCAUUUCCAGCAGGAAUCAUGGGAACUGUGUUCCUGCAACAGAGCACGGCUCACUCCGUGCUGAGGAGGUUGCGGCGGGCCAACUACCUCCUGGAGGAGGUGAAGCAGGGGAACAUUCAGAGGGAGUGCCGAGAGGAGGUGUGCAGCUAUGAGGAGGCACGCGAGGCCUUUGAGAACGACGAGAAAACGAGGCGGUUCUGGGAGGAGUAUGUGCGCGAGAACAACCCCAACAAGGGGCUGGAGUCGAUGGUGGGCAGCGCCCAGUCGCUGUACCUCAUCCUGCCGCUGCUGCUGGUGCUGCUGCUCAUCAUGGCCGUGACCAUCACCGUGUGGCGCUGCCACUCGCGCAAGCGCUCGCAGCGGAGUCCGUCCGCUGGACGCUCGCACCGCGAGCCCACGCUCUCUGUGGUGUCCAUGGACCAGUGGGGGCCGGAGUUCCACUCGGACAUGAGCCCGCGCUCCGAGAUGAGCGCACGCAGCUACCAGGCCGGGUCCGGACGCACAACCGCCGGGGAUCCGCCGCCCUCCUACGACGAGGCGGUGGGCCAAGCCGACGUGCACAUCGAGACGGAGCCGCCGCCGCAGUAUGAUGACAUCGUGAACAACAGCUCGUCCAGCGUGAUCAUUGGACAGGGGAAGUAGGAGCAGCAACAUCACCAUCACAGCGUCUGUCAUAACCAGAGCUUCCUUCACCAACCACCAGCCACCACCACCCCCCCCCC
Molecule: messenger RNA, 806 nt
Organism: Alosa alosa (allis shad)
Lineage: Eukaryota; Metazoa; Chordata; Actinopteri; Clupeiformes; Clupeidae
Gene: prrg1
Product: proline rich Gla (G-carboxyglutamic acid) 1
Exons: 4
Coding region: 103-726 (207 amino acids)
Cellular component (GO): extracellular region
Molecular function (GO): calcium ion binding
Source: RefSeq, a predicted model, not a curated record